Gadus macrocephalus (Pacific cod) is the source of this 7313-nucleotide messenger RNA. RefSeq names its product enhancer of mRNA decapping 4 (gene edc4). Gene Ontology annotation, cellular component: P-body. The record is from RefSeq and is a predicted model, not a curated record. Gene Ontology annotation, biological process: deadenylation-independent decapping of nuclear-transcribed mRNA. The transcript is spliced from 30 exons. NCBI's taxonomy places the organism in Eukaryota, Metazoa, Chordata, Actinopteri, Gadiformes, Gadidae. The coding region runs from base 420 to 4607 and encodes 1395 amino acids. Gene Ontology annotation, molecular function: protein binding.
GGAUCCGUUCAAGAGGAUUUCUGGAGUCUGGUGAUGAAGGUGUGAUGAAGGGCUUCUGUUUUGUGCAUGCAACAGUCUUGGUCCGUUGUACUGAACUUGUUUCUAAUUAAUUAUUCAAUAUAAGUACGCCAAUAAUACAACGAAUCACUAACAGUAUGCAUGCAACUGCAUCUAUUUCAUGUUCACAUGGUUAACGUUGUAAUUACCAAACGAUUUGCAUGUGGAACUCAUGAGGUCGACAGUCUGUAGACCGCUGAACCAAGUCGGAACCAAUUGAUGCAUGGGGUUUUCGGAAGACGUUCAGUGCAGCGGAAGUUUAGACGGUUGCUCGGGGUGAACGGAUUGAGCACUGACAGCAUCGCACAAAUCACCAAACAAUUUUCUCCCCUAAACUAACCCAGUUUCCCCUUCCCUGACCCAUGGCUUCUAAUUCCAACAUAGACAUUGAGGGUGCUACCCAGCAUCUUCGGGACAUCCUCAAACUUGACCGCCCAGUGAUCAGCGCCGAUGUUGCAUCGGUUGACGGCCCAAGAAAGACAUCUUUCAAUGGGGAUCUGAAUGGACUGCUGGGAGCAGCAUGUCUUCUAGGAAGUGGAGACCGGUCAACCAUGGAUGACAAUAUUGGACCCUGUGCAGCUGACGGCAACAAUGCUCGAGAGACUCAGAUAAUCUGCCUGUCUGGUGAUGAUGGGUCCACUUGCAUCUCAUUUGUCUCCAACAAUGUGGAGAUUGUGGCUAGCCGAGAUUCUAGCAUCGACAGCAAGGCUCGGGGAAGCAACAAGGUGAAGAUCCAGCCAGUUGCCAAAUACGAUUGGGAGCACAAGUAUUUCUAUGGAAACCUGAUCGCUGUCUCAAACUCCUUUCUGGCGUAUGCCAUCAGAGGAGCCAACAACCAUGCAAUGAUCCGCGUGCUGAGCCUGGGAUCCAGCGAUCGCUCCCUGCUUAAAGGCUUCACCGGGGCUGUGACGGACCUGGGGUUCGCCCACCUCGACUCCCCUCUCCUAGGCUGUGUGGAUGAGGCUGGCAACCUCGUGAUCUGGCAGCUCACCUGCACCAGCGGCAAAAUACUUGAUCAAGUGGUGGUCCACAUUAGGAGGCCAGACGACACCCCCCUUAACUCCCACCGUCGCCUCAUCUGGUGCCCCUUCAUCCUGGAGGACAACGAGGAGAACCAGGAGGACACCAACCAGACACUGGCCCUUCUACACGAAGACAGGGCUGAGGUGUGGGACCUCGAUGUGUUGCGUGCCAACAACGCCAGCUGGCCUGUGGACGACUCGGAACUAAAGGAUGGCCUCAUCGUUGUCAAGGGACACACUGAGCGCGUCAGCGAAGGGGCCCUGUCCCCUGACGGUACUGUGCUGGCCACAGCCAGCCACGACGGCUAUGUCAAGUUCUGGCAGAUCUACAUAGAGGGUGGGCAAAACCAACCCAGGAACUCCAUGUCCCACAGGUGUCUCCACGAGUGGCUGCCUCACAGCGGCCGGCCCGUCUCCUGCCUGCUCUUCUGCGACAACCACAAGAAGCAGGACCCGGAUGUACCGUUUUGGCGGUUCCUGAUAACGGGCGCGGAUCAGAACCAGGAGCUGAAGAUGUGGUGCACGGUGUCCUGGACCUGCUUACAGACCAUUAGGUUUUCCCCUGACCCGUUUAACUCCACGGUUAUGCCAAGCCUGAAAGCCAGUCUGGACCUGUCGGCCAGUUUUCUCAUUCUCACAGACGUUCAGAGGAAGGUGCUGUAUGUGAUGGAGCUCCACCAGGACCAGGAGAAGGGCCGGGCCAGCUUCACGGCCGUGUCAGAGUUCCUGCUCACUCACCCCGUGCUGAGCUUCGGGGUGCAUGACGUCACACCGAGCCGGCAGAGACACACCGAGGUCCUCCCGGCAGAGGAGGAGAGCGAGAGCAUGACCACUGAGGGUAACCAGGGAACCACAGAAUCCAAGUCUGGGAUUCAGAUAAAGCUCUUUUGUGUUCACACCAAGUCUUUACAGGACGUCCAGAUCUGGUUCCAACCAAGGAUGGGUUCUAACCCAGCCCUCUUCUUGCCCCAUUCUGAAUCCAACGAUGGUUUUGGAUCCUCAGACCACUUGACUGACCAGAGCUCAGACAAGGACUCGAGCAGUGGCUCAGAAAGUGACCUGAGGAAGAUUCAAUCGCUCCCGGCUCCCACCGACUUCCUGUCCAUGUCAGAUGCAGCUAACGUGGCCAUGCCCAAGUUAAUGACCCCUGAUGCCUUCAUGACCCCCAGCACUUCGGUCCCGGCCUCGCCUGGGAGCAGUGCUAGCAGCCUCACUAUUGUGACUGCCAUCAGCAGCAACUCAGACUCUACAAGCAGAGCUCUAGACGAUGUGGGUCAGAGCCCCAUUAGAACGGAGAACAACAACAACACCAGCAGCAGCCUGGCCCUUUCCACCUCCACUGGAAGCCCAAGGGCUUCCUCCAUCCUGCUCCCUGGACUGGAGAGCCUGCCGAUCCUGGCGGGCGUCAGCGGGCCCCUCUCUCUGGACGGGGCCCAGGUCCUCGACGCCCACCUCCUGCCCCACCAGGCCUCUCCGACCAGAGCCCGUUCCCCCGACGUCAUCUCCUCGGCCUCCACCGCCAUGUCCCAGGACAUGCCCGAAAUCGCCUCCCAGACCCUGCCCCUUCAGCGCGGCCUGGUCUCCAUCCCAGAGCCCCUGCCCAUGGCCGACAGCAUGGCCUCCGCUGCCAACGCGCUGCACCUCCUGACCUCGCCCCGCGGACCCAGCAUCAACAGCCUGUUGCCGCUGGAGCGCGGCGGCGGAGCAGCCUCUGUGGGCGGGGCCGUAGAGGGGGAAACCCUUCUCAGCAUCACCCCCUCUCUGCUGGAGAACGCCUUGUCCCAAGAGAAUGCGGGGGCGGGCGGCGGCUCGUCAGACGGCAGUGUGAGUCACACACCCUGGCCCGCAGCCCCUGAUAUCACCCGGGAAACCAGGAACAACCUGAGGGACAACGGACUGGGCGACUGUUCCAGAGAAGAGCUGAAGGACCGGCACAUGAACUCCCCCUACCAUAGACGCCCCUAUCAGCUGACACAGAAUGACAGCCAGGACGCCAGUGCUGAGCAGAGUGACCAUGACGACGAGGUGGCCAGCCUGGCCUCCUCCUCGGGGAACUGCGGCGGCGCUCGCUCGUCCCACAGGCUCCCCGCGAAGGAGUGGAAGACCUCCCCGCGGGGCUCCCCCAAACUCAAGAGGAAGAUCAAGAAGGAUGAAGGGGAGUCUUGCCAGUCCAGGCCGGUCAAGAUGGACCCUGGUCAGAUGAAUGCCGAGCUGCAGGAGGAGUUGCUGCUUCUGCUGCGUAGCCAACAGAGGGAGAUAGCGGACCUGCGUGGACACAUGGACAACAUGCAGAGCUCCGUCACUGCCCACGUGGAGCACGUCAUGGCCGUUCACCAAGAACAAGAGCAACGCAGGCUGGAUCGCAUGCUGGCAGAGAGCCAGGGCCGCCAGGAGCAGCUCAACCAGCAGCUCAGCCACGCCCUCAGCUCCUCCCUGACCAAUAGAAUGGACCGGGUGCUGAGGGAGGAGAUGAAGAAGACCGUCCCGCCGACCAUCUCCAAGAGUCUGGAGCCUGUGACAAGCCAGCUGAGCAGCACUGUGGCUGCCAAGCUGAGUGCCGUGGAGGCCACCUUGAAAGAAAACCUCAUCAAGGUGGUCAAGUCAAAGAACACAACAGACGCGAUUGGACGGGCAGCGACUGAAGCACUGCAGGGCACCAUCCAGACGGCCUAUAAAGAAGCCUUCCAGACGAUUGUGUUGCCUGUGUUCGACAGGGGCUGUCAGUCAAUGUUCCAACAGAUCAACGAAAGCUUCAAACAGGGGACCCAAGAGUACAUCCAACAGUUAGAAGCUCAUCUUAAGAGCAGGAAACAGAGAGAGCAGGAGGUACGAGACCCAGUGAUUGGCCAGCUCCAGCAAAUGAUUGAGAAUAUCCAGAGCAACAACGACCAGCUGGCCAAUAACGUCACAGCCAGUGUCCGGACAGAGGUCCAGCACCAACUCCAGAUGAUGGUAGCAAAUCUGCAGGAGUCCCUGCUGACCCAGGUGCAGCGGAUCGUUAAAGGGGAGGUGAGCCAGGCCAUGAAGGAGCAGCAGGCGGUGGUCACCUCCAGCAUCAUGCAGGCCAUGCGGUCCGCGGCCAGCACGCCCGUCCCCACGGCGCACCUGGACUACCAGACGCAGCAGGGCAACAUACUGCAGCUCCUGCAGCAGGGCCAGCUCAACCAGGCCUUCCAGCAGGCUCUGUCGGCGACGGAUCUGAACCUGGUGCUCUACGUGUGCGAGACCAUAGACUCCCAGCAGGUGUUUGGACAGCACCCCUGUCCCCUCAGCCAGCCUGUGCUGCUUUCGCUGAUCCAACAGCUCUCCUCUAACUUAACAACACGCUCCGAGCUCAAGAUCAGCUACCUGGAGGAUGCGGUAAUGAACCUGGACCGCGGGGACCCUCUGACCAGGGACCACAUGUCGGCUGUGUUAGCCCAGGUCCUACCCAAGCUGUACGCCUUCCUGCAGCACGACCCCCACAGCCCGCACAGCAAGAGGGCGCGGCGCCUCCAGAUGAUGCUGCAGGGCCUGGUCAACCACUAGCGUCCCGGAUCAGGGGGGAGCCUCGGGGGCGGGGGGGGGGCGAUCAGACGGCUCCGUUUCCUCUGCUGUCUCUGUUGACACUAAGGAAGAAGAAGACAAGACUGGGAUCUUUCAAGUUUUCAGGGCGCGUUCACGGCCCUUGCCCACCAGUUUUCCCGCCCGUUGAGCCAGGUUAGCACUGGAAGGAUGUGUUGGAGGAAGUCGUUCCUUCCGUCGCUCUAAUUCGUCUCUCUCUCCCCAAGCCAGUCCACCCCCACAGAACUAUCCCCAGUUACUUUAACUUUUAAUGUUCCUCUUUUCUGUAUAAUCAAGCAGAUUGUGACAGGGAAAGAUUUAUUUCCGCUGAUUUCUGUUCUCACGGUAUCAAAGGGGUUUGUUGUUGAUCGUCCCUGCAUGUUACUUCCACUUAGUAUCUGCAAGACACUUUGAUAUGCAUCCUUUACUACCCGUUUCUGCCUGAAAAACCAGACUGAUGAAAAAAAAAAAUCAAAGGUAGCCUCCCUUGUUUCUAUAAAGUUAGGGCCUUAAGCUCUUUGCGUCGAUGAGAAGUUUUUGGUGGGUACUAGCUGGUGGCACAGUUUGUCCAUGCUCCUUCCCAUGUCAUGGAUGUGUAUGGUAGAACGCCGAUAUAACGAUAUAAUUAUCCUCAGUUUUGUCCAUACAGUUGUUUAUCAACAGUCGAUCAACAAAUGUGUCACACCUUAGAUCACUUUUUUUUUUAUCUAGAGAAAACGAUCCUGACUGCUGUGUGGAAUCGUCUUAUUGGUCGGUGCGCUUACAUUUUCCAGCAGCAGCUUGAGAUCAGUCAUUUGGUAAUUCAUAUUAGAAAGUAAGAAAACGGCUGUUGGCAACAGAUAAGAUCGCAACACCAGGAUAAAAAAAUAUUCAUUUUGAUGUUGGUUUUAUUAAUUGCCACAUGCUCUUUAACAGCUUUUCGAAGCCAGAUGUUUAUUUUUUUAUUUGUGAAAGGGCCCCUCAUUUCCAUAUUUUUUUUCCCUGGUAAUUUAAAUGACUCCCUUCAGCUAGUCUUUAAUUGGAAAGGCAUCACACUGUGAUUGGUGAUAUGCUCUUAGGGACAUCAUUGAAAAUUACUUGCAACUUCUGUUGGAGUUAUGAAAGUAAUACAUUUUCAAAAGGGCUGGCGUCCAAAUGUACAGAAUACCCAUUUGGCGAUUCCCCUCGUUACCCGUCUACUUUGUCUCAUUUUGAACGCCUUUUUAUAUAUCUGUAGUCUGAACACCUGUAUGCUUGCAUAUAGAAAAUGUCCUAGUCAUUAUUGCUUGGAAGAUGCUUGCCAUAUUACUUUUCGAUCCUCGUUUUCUUUUGGUUUUACCCAGCAAUGUUCAUAGACCCGUACGUACAAAUCCUUCAUCUGGGCUCUAGAGGGCAGCACUUGGCCUGAAGACACUUCCAUUCUGCAGGCCAUGGGUCUUCAGCAUCCAUCAAGCAUUUAGAACUCCUUUUUUGUGGUGUCGACAGUUCUCGAGAAAUGACAUGUAGCCUGGAUACACCUAUCAUCGUUGCUGGGUCGUUAGUAUGGUUUGCAGAUUGUAAAGUACUCAACAGAUGCAUUACAUGGGCGCUCUGUUUGGAAAGCUUGGUUGAGUUUGUCAAGUGCCUUACUGUACUACUCGAGAUGGUCUGAACGUGUACACAUUUGGACUUUUUCAGACCCAGAUAGCGCUGCAGUGGAUUAGACGUUGGUAGGGUCGUUACCUUGUAGUGGCGUCAGGUGGUGGGGAAAGAACAGCCUCUGAUGGCAUGAAGUGGGGAACGUAUGCAUGCAUGUAUGCAUGUCUCCUGGGAGCCGCGCAGGCAAUUGCACCAUAUUUGCUAACUUUUCAAUUUCAACGUUUCUAGAAAGAUUGUCUAUUUCAGAUUGGCUCAAAGUUCGGAUUAGUUUACCUCUGUAUAUAUAUUUGAGUUUUGGAGAGAUUCUACUGUCUUGGUUGAAGGCCUAUACCGUUGUGGCCUGUUUUCAAACAGAUUAUGGUAUGUCUGCCUGUGUGUUCAACCCUUUGGUCCCUGACUCCCUGGUACGCCAUGAGUCCUGUCGUUGUUAGCUGAGGAUUGGUGUUGCUUUACCUCCCCAAUGAGCGGCAUGUUGUGCCCAGGUGUUCCAGCAGGCGUUCUAUAUCUGUGGAGUGAAGGUGGUUUAAUGACCCUGGCCCCUGCGUGGGGGAGCCUCAUGCUGCAUCUCCUCCAGUAAAAUCCAUCAUUUGUUUUAUUUUCUUACAAAGGUUGUGAAUUGGAAGGACAUAAUAAAGGUGUCCAUGGUCAAGCAGUCCUCUAACGAUCCAUCUUUUAUUGUACCAAAUUAGAAAAUAUUUCAUGGUCUGUUAUGUCCUCGAGCCAGUGUCUCCAGGUUUCCAUCUGCCCUCUGUGUUCGAGGAGAGGAGGAGUGCAGGUAUAGCUCAGUUUAUACACGGUUUGAGUUCUGUAUUCUCUGCUACUGGACUACAGAAAACAACUGAAAAUCAUUCGUUUUCAGAUGAAGAAACCAGAGUUUCAGCUAGAAAGCUUUGCACAUAACGCUACACUAUAUUUUCCUCGAUUAGUUUGAUGAUAAAGAAAUUGUUAAAUAUCCGUUUUUUUUCGGUGUAUGACAGACUUGUUUAUUCCCCAAAUGCUUGGUGGAUUAUGUUGUAAAUUUUAGUUACUUUUACCCUAUACGUUUUUUGAAAUAAUAAAAACAUGUUCAAUUUC